This is a messenger RNA of Drosophila erecta, 2094 nucleotides long. RefSeq names its product rab GDP dissociation inhibitor alpha (gene Gdi). NCBI's taxonomy places the organism in Eukaryota, Metazoa, Arthropoda, Insecta, Diptera, Drosophilidae. Gene Ontology annotation, biological process: vesicle-mediated transport; small GTPase-mediated signal transduction; protein transport. The transcript has 3 exons. Gene Ontology annotation, cellular component: cytoplasm. Gene Ontology annotation, molecular function: Rab GDP-dissociation inhibitor activity. The record is from RefSeq and is a predicted model, not a curated record. Bases 261 to 1592 code for a protein of 443 amino acids.
ACAAUUAGCGGCCGAUAACAACUAAUUGCAAUGCAGCCCUGUCAUGUACGAAACGUAACGUGACGUGACCAGCAAACGACGUGACGGCAAACGGCCAGCGCAAAGCGGACGAGCGAAAGACGAACGAGUAGAGAAAAAUUAUUGAGCGCAGAGAAAAGUCCACCAAAUCGAACGUCGCAGCAAGUGAAAAGGGCGAAAACCGGAUAAAAAACUAUAUAUAAAUUACUGUGAUUGCAAUAUAUAAAUAAGUGCGAUCCAAGAUGAAUGAGGAAUACGAUGCGAUUGUGCUCGGAACGGGCCUCAAGGAGUGCAUCCUCAGCGGGAUGCUGUCCGUGUCCGGCAAGAAGGUGCUGCAUAUUGAUCGAAACAAGUACUACGGCGGCGAGUCCGCCUCCAUAACGCCGCUGGAGGAGCUCUUCCAGCGGUACGGACUGGAGCCGCCCGGCGAUCGGUUUGGGCGUGGCCGCGACUGGAACGUGGACCUGAUACCCAAGUUCCUGAUGGCCAACGGCCAGCUGGUCAAGCUGCUGAUCCACACGGGCGUCACCCGCUAUCUGGAGUUCAAGUCCAUCGAGGGCAGCUACGUCUACAAGGGCGGCAAGAUAGCCAAGGUGCCGGUGGACCAGAAGGAGGCCCUGGCAUCCGAUCUCAUGGGUAUGUUCGAGAAGCGUCGCUUCCGGAACUUCCUCGUCUACGUGCAGGACUUCCGAGAAGAUGACCCCAAGACCUGGAAGGACUUUGACCCCACCAAGGCCAACAUGCAGGGUCUGUACGACAAGUUCGGACUGGACAAGAACACGCAGGACUUCACCGGCCACGCCCUGGCCCUUUUCCGCGACGAUGAGUAUCUGAACGAGCCGGCCGUGAACACCAUCCGGCGCAUCAAGCUCUACUCCGAUUCGCUGGCGCGGUACGGCAAAUCGCCCUACCUAUACCCCAUGUACGGAUUGGGUGAACUGCCCCAGGGAUUCGCCCGCCUGUCGGCCAUCUACGGCGGCACCUACAUGCUGGACAAGCCCAUCGAUGAGAUCGUCCUCGGCGAGGGCGGCAAGGUGGUGGGCGUGCGCUCCGGCGACGAGGUCGCCAAGUGCAAGCAGGUCUACUGCGAUCCCAGUUACGUGCCCGAGAAGGUGCGCAAGCGUGGCAAGGUGAUUCGCUGCAUUUGCAUUCUGGACCAUCCGGUGGCCAGCACCAAAGAUGGUCUCUCCACGCAGAUUAUCAUUCCACAAAAGCAGGUCGGCCGCAAGUCGGACAUCUAUGUGUCGCUAGUGAGCUCCACUCACCAGGUGGCCGCCAAGGGUUGGUUCGUGGGCAUGGUCUCGACCACCGUUGAGACCGAGAACCCGGAGGUGGAGAUCAAGCCAGGCUUGGACUUGCUGGAGCCGAUCGCACAAAAGUUCGUGACCAUUUCGGACUACUUGGAGCCGAUCGACGAUGGAUCCGAGUCGCAAAUCUUCAUUUCGGAGUCUUAUGAUGCGACCACGCACUUUGAGACCACUUGCCUGGAUGUGUUGAACAUAUUCAAGCGCGGCACUGGCGAGACGUUUGACUUUUCCAAGAUCAAGCACGAGUUGGGUGACGAGGAGCAGUAAACGGGGAGCGAGGCCUCAUCUGGUUAUGGUGCAUUUGGACAGCUCAACAUCAGCCACAAACAUCGUAGAUCGUCUCAGCGUCGUGGCCAAACCUUAAAGAAAUACCCAAGAUAAGAAAACCCAAAAUAAAAGCCCAAAAAAAACUAAAGAAAACCGAAAAACCAGAAAUUGUAUUACGAAAAUGCUUUCCAUCGAGAGAUGAAGUUUUAGAUGUGAAACGAAUUGCUUGCUUCGCGCAAUAUUGGAUAUGCCUAGAAAAUAUAUAUAUAUAUAUAUACCAAUAUAACAUAAAUUAUACAACAUGCGGUCGCGUAUAUAUGUACGUCUAUAUAUAUAUAUGUAUAACUAAGUGAGUGUUAGGCAACUAAAUCAAAUUCCACAGAUUCAGCUUGUGACUCAGCAAACACUCUCCCAUUUUGCCGAUCGGUCAGUCAGUCAGACGACUACGCUUGGACUUUAGUUGUACGAGUAUAUAAUAAAGAAUAUACAUAUAUAUAAAAUA